This is a messenger RNA of Momordica charantia (bitter melon), 501 nucleotides long. RefSeq lists its product as uncharacterized. The record is from RefSeq and is a predicted model, not a curated record. Lineage: Eukaryota; Viridiplantae; Streptophyta; Magnoliopsida; Cucurbitales; Cucurbitaceae.
AUGACUGGAAAGGUCCUCCUCCGAUCUCCGGCGAUCGGCCAUUACAAAUCGUCGCUCAAGGACGAGAAACUCGAUGCGCCGAGAGAGAGGCGGCAGUUUGCGGAGGUGGCCGGGGGUUCGGCGGCCGAAUGUACGGCGAUAUGCUGCUGCUGCCCGUUGACGGUGAUGAACAUCGUGAUCUUUGCCAUCUACAAGAUGCCGGCGGGGCUUUGCCGGAAGGCGUUGAAAAGUAGAAAGCGACACGGGAAAAUGAAGAAGAAGCGUCUGAUUCAGCAGCGGAGGGGCGCCUCUCAGGAGUUUACAGAUGGAUCGGAGGGGCCCGGCGGAAUUGGAGGAUUUGAUCAGGUGCCACCACAAGUCCCCGGCGCCGAACCCGGUCCCAAAUCGGCCGACGACCUCAUCCAUUUAGAAGAGGAAAUGUGGGGCCAGUUCUCUCAGACCGGGUUUUGGAGGAGUUCUUCUCAAACCCAAACUCAAACUCAAACUCAAAGACACGAGUAA